GUCAUGCAAGUGAGGUUAACUAUCUGUCAAAAGUUUAUUCAUAAUUUUAGGAGGAGCGAAUCAUUUUUCAACAUUUCUCACAAUACAGACUUUCAGUAAAUUUGUGCAGCUCAUUGUUCCUGACUGUGGUAUUGCACAAGUGCUUUUCCACCGCCUUUCCUCCCUAAUGCUAAAAUUGCCAAACAAAGUCCUCACAUACUUUCUAAUAUGGUAAUUAUGGAUCCGUAUUAUUCCCCUGAUCGACUUCAAGAAAUAUGGCAAACAAUCGAUCAGCUCCACUUGAGCUACCUCGAGAUGGAGGAAAGCCCCGAAAAAAUCCACCACAGAAUGAGAUUGGAAGAUUGUAUUCGUGAAUUUCUGUGCAUGGCCUCACAUUCACAGAAGUUUUACUUACGAGAUACAGGGGAAGUCCUGUAUCGUUCGGCUGCCGCAAAAAAGGAUUUCAGUGGGUAUAAGGCUGCAACUGGGUGGAAUGCCAUACAAUUGUAUGCAGGGAAUUUGCUGGCACAGCCCUGGAGGAAGGAGUAUAGGCAGAUUAAGCUGUACUGCGGCUUUUACAAGCACCAGAUUGAAGCAAACCUCGCCGAUGCCGAAAUAAUGUUUAAAAUAAUGGGCUACAAGCAUUGCGGUAAUGGAGUUUUAAUGCUGGAUGGGCCUAUUUGUCCAGAUAGAGUAACUAGCGUGUCUAAGGAUUGUCUUAUCGCUUAUGUGGAGUGUCAAAUACUCAAAGCCAUUUGGGAAGAGUUAACACCAGCUUUCAAAAUCAGUUGGUUAGAAGUAUUAGAAUUUCGUAAAACGCACAUUUGUAGUCCAGAACAGUCCAUUAGGGCAUUAAAUUACCAAUUUCACGAGAAACAGUAUCAAGCUCAAAAUUCAGAUAUUUACAAUAGGUGCCAUCAAACAAACCAGUUUGCCCAGAUGCCUGGUCAUAGUCACUUGGUAGCUCCUCCUGGAAUUCAGCCCGUACCCUACGUCUAUAACACCACAAAUUGCUGCCCUAACAAUUACGCCACCUACGCACAUGUACCUUACGUUCCCAUCCAGUAUCAGCAACCCGUCAUUAAACCAAACUACACCAAUGGAUAUUACUGCUCUAAUGGGUUUUUGGGUCAGCAGCAUCCAACAUACGGUUACACGUGUCCCACAGGUCAAUUAAUCGAAUUAGAUUCCCACCAAAACGGAACCUACGAUGUUGUAGAUAGACCAACGAAUAGCUUGAGAGUAACUAAAAAUUCCGUUAAUCGCGACGUUAAAAAAACAAACGAACUUAAACUUACUAACGUCAAUAAAGAAGAAAAAGAAGAAGCUCAUUUCGAGGAUUGGGAUUACGUCUACAGGAACUUAGAAAGUCAGGGAUAUUCGAAAGAUUUGGGUGAAAGAGGCGACAUUUUGAGUUCACCGUUGAACCAAAAGAAAUCGAAACCUACAAACUUGGAUCAGGCUAUCCACAAUUUGACAGUCACAGACCGACCGCUAAAAAUCGUAGAAGCUUUAGAAAAAUACGAAGACGAACCUGAUAUAGUUAGGAACAAAUUCACCGAGCCGAGACGAUCUGAGAGUAGUUCGUACGAAAACCUAUCAGAAGUGAAGAAGCCAGUAGUCAUGAAAGCCGAAAGACGGAAGACUCUUCCGAUGAGGGAAAAAAAUGUUAAUAACAACGCAUACGAGAGUAAAUCAGAUCAAAAAGUGAAAGAUAAGUGGGAGUGCAAAGCGUGCACUUAUCACAACGAAAACGGUAAAGAUAUAUGUGAGAUGUGUAGCAAGAGUCGGGUUAACGUAGAGCAGCAGAUGGAAAUCGGGGGUCCACAAUGUUCUAAAUGUACGCUGGUCAAUUCCAAGGAUACGAAGGUAUGCCAAGCUUGCGGUGCUAGUUUGAAGGAUUCGCCGACUUACAUUUAAUUUAUCAGGACAGAGUUCGACAAUUUCUAUCUUAUUUAUUUCUCUAAUUUUACCAUGUUUUAAUAAACCUUGUCUUUUUAUCGCAGAUUGUUUUGCUUUCAAAUUUUUAUGGAGUGUUGAUAAUGUGACUGUUUUAGUUUUAGAGGAGUAUUUUUAUACCGUACGAGAGGAACUGUAAUUAAUUAUAACUGUAGUAUUUAUUCUUGUUAUAACUUCCAUUCGCUAUUCAUUUACUUGUUUAUCUUAUGUUCACUAUGUCAAAAUACAUGAUCAUGUUGCACGUUCA
Molecule: messenger RNA, 2185 nt
Organism: Zophobas morio
Lineage: Eukaryota; Metazoa; Arthropoda; Insecta; Coleoptera; Tenebrionidae
Gene: tamo
Product: protein tamozhennic
Exons: 5
Coding region: 208-1899 (563 amino acids)
Cellular component (GO): cytoplasm
Source: RefSeq, a predicted model, not a curated record